GUGUCUGCUGCGCUCCAUUAAGACAACACUUAUUUACGUUGGGUGUCUGAGAGUAUGCACACACGAGCAAUAGGAUAUCUAGAAAUGACAAAGAGGAAAGGUUCUUAAAAUACAGGCCAGACGGAAUGCAAAAAAAAAUAUUUUGUGUCAUAAAUGUCAUGUUGGAGGCGAAAGUUCAAAGGUCAGCAUGGUGGAAGAGAACGUAAACAAACGCUCGGACACUUUCAGAUAUUGGUUGCAACUGGCUUUUCUCCUCGUCUUAAAAAUUCCAUUUCUAUGUUGCAAAUCUUUGGUUUUAAGUUUUUGUCCUGCAAAGCUGAAGGAUAUUUCAAAUGACAUCGUGUUGAUAACAGGCGGGAGCCGUGGGAUUGGACGACGACUAGCGUUGGAGCUCGCUAAAUGCAAACCAGAACACAUUGUGUUAUGGGGUCGAGGAAUUUCGAAUCUUGAGAUGACAGCUGCUGAUGUACGAAGCCUUGGCAUUAAAUGUUCUUACAUGUCCUGUGAUGUAGGAGUCAGAGAACAGAUAUAUGCUAAGGCAAAGGAGAUAAAGGACACCAUAGGUCCUGUUUCCAUAUUGGUCAACAAUGCAGGCAUAGUGAGUGGGCGAAAGAUUGUGGAAAGCGUAGAUGAGGAGUUGGAGGCUACAUAUGCAGUCAACACUCUCGCCCAUAUUUGGACAAUAAAGGCAUUCCUACCAGACAUGAUAGACAGACAGAGGGGCCAUAUUGUGACUCUCAGUUCCGUGUUAAGUAUGAUGAGUAUGGCUGGCCUGUCCGACUACUGCAGCUCCAAAUUUUCCAGUGCUGGGCUGCUAGACUCAUUAUACUGGGAGGUAGAGGAGUAUCCAGAUAUCUCCAUCACAUCUGUUCAUCCAUACCUGGUGACUAAUGACAUGUUCUCAUCACUGAAGCUAAGAUUUCCCUGGCUGAUUCCUGCCUUAUCAGAGAAAUAUGUAGCUGAGCGAACUGUCCGGGCCAUAUUGACGAAUACAUCAUAUGUUAUUAUGCCACGCAUCAUGUACAUCAUCAUCCUAGCCCAGAGAAUUUUUCCUGAGAGUAUCUUACUGCCCAUAUACAAAUUCCUGGGUACAGAUACAGCCAUGGACAACUUCUCGUCUCCAAAGUCGUCGCCAUCCAAGGUAAAAUCAAGUUAAAAACUGGUCAGUGGUCAAGAUGUGUAGUUAGACUUUGGCUGUGAUAUGUUUAAACCUGGUGAUCGGAAUUUCGACCAAACUGGAACUGUGAUGUGUGAAAUAGGAAGGGAGGAUAAAGAGAAACCAUUUCUUCAAUGUUACGUACUGUGAUUAGUCUCUAAGGACUGUGAUGUGUCAAACAGGAGAAAACAGAAAGACAUCGAUGUAUAUAAAAAUACCUAGUCAAUAUAGUUCUGAGGAGGUGGUGGUUGUAUAUCAUGUUAACUCAUUUUUUAAACAUUUAAAAAAAAAAUUGUCACAUGGGUGUUGGGCAUUUAAUACAGAUAUUUUUUAUUUUUUACAUUACCUUUAUAAGGCAAGCACCAUUUGUCAUAAGUGGAAAUGCUGAGAACUGCUGAAGCUAAUUCAUGAACUGUUGUAGUGUUUAUACAGCAUGCAUGCUUGGGAUUCUGAGGACCUUGUAGAGGGUCAAGAUGAAGAGCCAGAUGUUUUGUUAGCAAAUAUACUACUUCUGAACAAAAUGGAACUCCAUCAGUGGUGAUGUAACAACAAGAUUGUCUCUAAUAUAACAUAAACUUGUUAUUAACCUUGAGGAGCAUAACAACUAGACUGUCUCUAAUGUAACACAAACAUGUCGUUGAUUUUGAGGAGUAUACCACUAGACUAUCUUUAAAAUAACACAAAUUUGUCAUUGACCUUGGGGCGUACUAUUAAACUGUCUCUAAUGUCACACAAACAUGUCAUUGACCUUGGGGACAUACAGUUUGACUGUCUCUUAAUAUAACACAAACUUGUUAUUGACCUUGAGGAGCAUACAGCUAGGUUGUCUCUUAAUAUAACACAAAUAUGUCAUUGACAUUGAGGAGUAUACAACAAGACUGUCUCUAAUAUAACACAAACAUGUCAUUGACAUUGAGGAGUAUACAACAAGACUGUCUCUAAUAUAACACAAACAUGUCAUUGACCCUGAGGAGCAUACAACAAGACUGUCUCUAAUAUAACACAAACAUGUCAUUGACCCUGAGGAGCAUACAACAAGACUGUCUCUAAUAUAACACAAACAUGUCAUUGACCCUGAGAAGCAUACAACAAGACUGUCUCUAAUAUAACACAAACAUGUCAUUGACCCUGAGGAGCAUACAACUAGACUGUCUCUAAUAUAACACAAACAUGUCAUUGACCCUGAGGAGCAUACAACUAGACUGUCUCUAAUAUAACAUAAACAUGUCAGUGGAGUGUCCUUGAGGAGCCUAAUACCUGACUAUCUAUUAGGACACAAACAUACUUAUAGCCUUAGAGGGCAUUCAAUUAGACUGUCCCUGAUAUUGGCCCAGAGGAGAUUUUCAUUUUGGUGUAAAUGUACACAAAUAGAGUGUACAAGGAAAUUUUAAGUCUUACUGUUUCCUGCCUUUUCAUCAUGGUAUGACACAUGUAUUCACCUUUUAUAUAAGGUAUCUAAUCUGGUGCUACAAUUUCUUACAUUUUUUUUAUAAUUAUUGAUAUACAUUUAAAUGUAUGUUUAUAUAUUUGUUAUUUUCCUUGUACUCAGGGGGAUUUUUUGGUUCUCAGGAAGCUGAGAAAUAAACCAAUCUGUGCUGUUUUGGUUGUGGAUUAGGUUUACACAGAUUAUUCCAGGAGGGUAUAUGAUGCUCCCAUAUGUUGUUCAGUGAGGUAGCCACCAGCUUUAAAAGAAAACCCCACCACAAAAUGACCCUGGCUGAUAGCAGUUCCAUAAACAUAGCAAACAAAUGUUUUGUAUCCAAGACCCCUUAGGCAGUCAAUAUGAUUAAAACCUGGAUGUUACUUAGUGAUAUUUGUUUUGUUGUCCUUUGCUUCAGUUAUAUCUUUGGCACUUAUCCUAAUGCAAUGCUAAACAGUAUUAUCAUAUUCUAGGUACAUUAGAAACUACAUUCUUUCAACAAUAAGCCUAUGUCUGGUAAUAAGCCCGCCCAUAUUACCAUUAGUAAAAUUAUCAGGCAAUACUAUUUUAAUGAUUGUACUGUAAUAAGACCUGACUUUGUAUUAGAGAUAACAUUUUAGCUUCCUAGGGUCCUAUAAUAAGCCAAAUCUCUGAUAUUGUGUAAGAAGUAAUGUGUUGGCCCAUUGUUUGUACAAGUCUUAACAGUCUUAACAAGUUAUUUCUGAAAAAUUAUUGCAUUGUUAUAGUCUUGAAUUGAUCUUUAUACUUGUUAACCUACCUAAAUGAAAGCAAGUUUAUGCCAUGGUGCGGUGUCUUCCUGUCUGUCUGUUGUAUGUCCAGCUUCAAAAUUUUCCUGUUCCUUGAAACAACUUCUUUCCAAUGACUUAUAGGCCCAUUGUCAUGAUUUUGGCAAGUAGCAUUCUUGGUGAACAGCUGUCAAGUUUGUUGAAAUGAAAUACCUUGUCCCAUUUUCAAGGUAAGUAUGGUCAAAUGUUGAUUUGGUGAGUACCAUGCUGGGCUAGAAUUUCAAGUCUGUUCAAAAGAAUGACCUGGGCCUGCUUAUAAGUUCACAGUGGUCAAAUAUGUUAAAAUCUUAAAAACUUCAAACAUACAAAAUUCAGGGCCAUUGACCUCUCAGUAACAGAGUUAUUGCCCUUUGUUCAAAAUACCUUGUCCAAAGCAUAACUUUGCUUGUAUUUAAAGUAGGGUAAUGAAACUUGGUGUAUACAUUGAUCAUUUAAAGACAAUGUGCAUUGUAUCAAUGUUAGGGCCCACAACCCCUUAAUUACAGAUUUACUUUCCUUUGUUGAAAUUUUGUGGCUAGAGCAUUUCCUUUCCUACAUUUAAACUAGGAUAUUGAUAGGUGAUGUAUACAUCAGUCAUAGAAAAACAAGGUGCAGUGUAGUAAAAUCAGGGCCAAUGACCCUCAGUACAGAGUUUUUGCCCUUUGUUAGAAUUUUGUGUCAUGAGCAUGGCUUUGCUUGCAUUAAAACUAGAUGUGUAAAUUGGUCAUAAAAAGAGAAUGUGCAGUAUACCAAAUUCAGGGCCUGCAAUUACAGAAUUAUUGUCCUUCAGUAAAAUUUGUCAUUUCGGGAAGCGUUCAUCAGUUUCACUGAUACUCUUGUGAUUUUAGGUACCUUCAACCCUCACCCAUAAUGUCUGAUGUUGUAUCAUGUGAACCUGCAAUUAUCAUAAAGCUUUAUGUAUAGAUAAUACAUGUACAUGCAGAAAUUAAUGGUAUAUACAGGACUUCUUGCUUUGGAAUUUUUUCCAUGUGUGUUGUAAGAUUUAAUCUUUUUAAUUAACAUAUAUAUUGCUAUUCAUUUAAUGAUGGCCUUUCCCUAUGAAAUAAUGCAUAAUAAUGUGUACAUGUGAAACGUGCCUUUACAGACUAUAUAUCUAUUGAUGUGUACACAGGUGAUGAUCAAUGCUGACAUAAAUUGGUAAUAUUAUGUUUAUACCAAGUGUAACUAGUCUGACCAUAGCUUAAUGUAACCAUGAUGUGGUGAUGGGAUAUUGGUAGAAAGAUUGGCUUCUAGAAAUAGCUUUAUAGACAUAAUUUACUAAAGUUUUAAAAUACACACUGUUUAAUCUAAGCUUAUACAAUAGCUACAACAUUGAAAUGAAAAUGACUAUUUUGUGCACAUGAAAAUGAAAGUUUUCAUGUCUGGAAAUUGAAAACAGAUACUGUAUGGUUCAAUUAUAGUACCCAGUCACAAACAAACAUUGCUAAACAUGUUAAUUUAAGCCUAUUUAUCGAUGCAAUGUUUUCAGUAAUAUUUUGUGGGACAUAUUGUGUGACACUUCAUACUUCUUUAUUUUAGUUUCUAAUUUUAUUAAUAUUAUUUCCCAACCCGCAACAGAGAUAAAAAUAAACAUUUUCCUCAUGUUUUGUCCAAUUAU
Ylistrum balloti is the source of this 4979-nucleotide messenger RNA. RefSeq names its product short-chain dehydrogenase/reductase 3-like. The record is from RefSeq and is a predicted model, not a curated record. Gene Ontology annotation, cellular component: lipid droplet. The coding region runs from base 188 to 1156 and encodes 322 amino acids. Lineage: Eukaryota; Metazoa; Mollusca; Bivalvia; Pectinida; Pectinidae. Gene Ontology annotation, molecular function: oxidoreductase activity, acting on the CH-OH group of donors, NAD or NADP as acceptor. The transcript is spliced from 6 exons.